AUGGCUCGCUAUCAACUUCGACGACCAUCGCCGGUCAAGAUCUUCCCAAGACGCGUUCGUCGCGACGAUCCUAUCGCGAGUACGAUGCCUGUCGCUGCGGGCGAGGAGGAGGAAGGCCCAGAGAGUCCAGACUCACCAUUCAGCAGCCCAUCUACAGUCGGCGGUGACAUAUCGGAGAGCGAGGACUCGGAAUCCGAAGACGAGGAGGAGCCACCUUCGCCAGUACAGAGCGGUGCUACAGCGACAUCCACGGGAAGGCCCGUCCAAACCCUCGGACCCGAUCCAACUGCCGCUCCGUCAAUGCCAACAUCAUCAGGAGAGAGUGAUGCUACGACUACGUCUGUACCUUCAUUCACCUUCGGCGGCCCUUCUGGUGGUAACAACGCAGCACAACCUCAGAUCACUGGCGAAACCACCUUGUCUACCGCCGUUCGCCCUACCAUAACGUCAACAAUCGUCAAGGAAGUCAUGCCAACAGGGAACCCGGAGCGAUCUUCGAUGCCUCCGAUAUCUCUUACUUCGCCGCCCCAAAACACAGCCGAGCCAGAACUUGACGGAAACGCCGGUCCCCAGAGGCUGCCACAACGAGAACAAGAGCCUAUCAUGACUAAAGAGGCCAUGACUGCAGCAAUUGUCCUUGGCGUACUUGGUGCAUUAGCGCUGUUAGUUGCCGGAUUCGUCUUCAUCAAGCGCCGGAAGCGGAGGCACAGUUACAUUGACAAGGGUCCGCCGUUUGAGACGUUCAAUCCAUACGCGAACGAUCACGUCCCACCCCCGGAGACUGCACAUGUAGGCGACGCGUCUUCGAUCUUCGCGCGCCUCAAUGGCGGAAAUGCUGGCGGAGCAACCGCUCAUCUCACCCGCUCUACCGAUCGCAGCAACACUCUUUUCGGUCCAGGUCCAUACUCCCGCCCCGAAACCGUAUCCACAGAACGCUCUACCCGUGUACCACCAACGCCAAAUCCUUUCGCAGAUCCACCUCUCAACAAAGCGUACGAUGUGUUGAACAACAGGCCCAGAAGCACAACGCUCACGGAUCGCGGAAGUUGGCAGCAAAAUCCUUUCAAGAACCCCGAGAGCGAGCGAUUCGAUCCGUUCGGAGAGUUGAAGGAGAAGGCUAGGAGGGAGAGGUUACGGUAUGUGGAAGACGCGAGACGAGAAGCUGAAUUGAGGAAGCAGAUGGAGCAGAAAGAAGCUAUGGGACUUAGACCGGAUGGUAUACCGUGGAGCGGUGAGGCUGGGUAUAGGUGA
Molecule: messenger RNA, 1251 nt
Organism: Alternaria conjuncta
Lineage: Eukaryota; Fungi; Ascomycota; Dothideomycetes; Pleosporales; Pleosporaceae
Exons: 2
Coding region: 1-1251 (416 amino acids)
Source: RefSeq, a predicted model, not a curated record